AAAGAUUCAGUCAGUUAUCUGUUGUCUUGCCAUAAAAUCGUUGGGAAUAGAUACUAUAAGUGAUAAAGUGAGGGUCGAGAUUUUUUAAAAAGAUUGUUAUAACUUUAAAAUUUUAUAAUAAAUAUAUUUAUUGUGAUAAAGAUUUCACUGUGUUGGAAGAAAAAAUUUAAGAUACUUGUUAAAUCUAUUUCGAUUAAUUUAAUCAAAAAGUGUUAAAAAAUUAAAGUGAUCAUCGAACAAACGAGUAUUUUUGGAUAUUAUCUUUGUUCAAACAAAAGAACACAAAAAUGGCUUCAAAUAAAGCACUUGAAGAAAGUCUUGAGAUUUUGAAGGGCGCAAAAAUUGAUGAAUCAAUCGACAUGGAAGCACCAGAAUUCAAAGACUUCGCCAAAGAAAUGGUCGACUACAUUGCCAACUAUUUGGAAAACAUUCGUGAAAGACGUGUCCUUCCCGAAGUCAGUCCCGGAUAUCUGCGACCAAUCAUUCCAGAUGAGGCUCCCAUUAAACCCGAAAGCUGGCAAGCUGUUAUGUCAGAUAUUGAACGUGUUAUCAUGCCCGGUGUCACCCAUUGGCACAGUCCUAAAUUCCAUGCAUACUUUCCCACAGGCAACUCCUACCCAGCGAUUGUGGCUGACAUGUUAAGUGGAGCCAUCGCCUGUAUAGGAUUCUCUUGGAUUGCUAGCCCGGCAUGUACUGAAUUGGAGGUAGUCAUGCUUGACUGGUUGGGAAAGAUGCUUGACUUACCUGAGGAGUUUCUUGCUUGUUCAGGAGGACGAGGUGGUGGUGUUAUUCAAGGAACAGCUAGUGAGGCUACUUUGGUCGCAUUACUUGGAGCCAAGGCCAAAAAACUUCAGGAAGUAAAGAAAGAACAUCCUGACUGGGAGGAUAGUGUAAUUCUCUCUAAAUUGGUUGCGUAUACAUCAGCUCAAGCCCAUUCAUCCGUUGAAAGAGCUGGACUCCUUGGCGGCGUGCGAUUUAGACUAGUUGAACCCGACGAGAACUUCCAAAUGAGAGGUGAAGCUUUAGAAGAAGCCAUCAAACGAGAUAUCGAAGAUGGACUCAUUCCCUUCUACGCUGUUGUCACUCUUGGAACCACAAGUGCAUGCACAUUCGAUCGAUUGGAUGAAUGCGGACCAGUAGGAAAUCGCUACGGGCUCUGGGUCCAUAUUGAUGCUGCUUACGCAGGCUCAGCUUUCAUCUGCCCUGAAUACAGACACUUAAUGCGAGGCAUCGAGACAGCCGACUCCUUCAACUUCAACCCACACAAAUGGCUGCUUGUAAACUUCGAUUGCAGCGCUAUGUGGCUCAAGGAUCCAACUUGGCUCGUAAACGCUUUCAACGUCGACCCAUUAUACCUGAAACAUGAAAUGCAAGGAUCCGCACCUGACUACCGCCACUGGCAAAUCCCAUUGGGUCGUCGCUUCCGUGCUCUUAAGCUGUGGUUCGUCCUUCGCUUGUAUGGCAUUGAAAACCUCCAAGCACACAUUAGACGCCACUGCGGAUUCGCUAAGCAGUUUGAAGGACUCGUUCUUAAGGAUCCCCGUUUUGAAAUCGUAGCCAAAGUUCAAAUGGGAUUGGUAUGCUUCCGCCUAAAAGAGUCCAACGAGCUCAAUGAACAGCUCCUGAAGUCCAUCAACUCCCGUGGAAACGUACACAUGGUACCAUCAAAAAUAAACGGAAAAUACUUCCUGAGAAUGGCGGUUUGCUCAAGAUUCACAGUUUCAGAGGAUAUGGAGUACACAUGGAAUGAAGUCAAAGCAGCGACAGAAGAGACUCUGGCGAACAAUAAGCACUGAGUUGAAGGAUAAUUGUAGAUUUUGAUGAAUAACCUGUGACAAAUUGUUGCGCUCUGAUACAGCUCUCUGAGAAACAAUAAUAUUAUAGAAAAUUGAUUUUGUUGUAAGUUUUAAGGCUUAAAAAGUCAUGACCUAUUUAGGGACCAGAAUAGAAUCAAAUAUAGAUUUUGUGUUAUAAUUUUAAUUAGUGAAUAUUGUAAAUAUGCAUCGAGUAUUUAAGUUAAGUUAUUUUUGCUAUUAUUUUAUAAAAUAUAUUUUAUCAUACAUAUAAAUAUAUUUAAUAAAUUAUUGAUUGAUGUUGCAUCGAA
This is a messenger RNA of Hermetia illucens (black soldier fly), 2104 nucleotides long. Its product is annotated as aromatic-L-amino-acid decarboxylase. Gene Ontology annotation, molecular function: aromatic-L-amino-acid decarboxylase activity; pyridoxal phosphate binding. Lineage: Eukaryota; Metazoa; Arthropoda; Insecta; Diptera; Stratiomyidae. The transcript is spliced from 7 exons. The coding region runs from base 288 to 1796 and encodes 502 amino acids. The record is from RefSeq and is a predicted model, not a curated record. Gene Ontology annotation, biological process: serotonin biosynthetic process; amino acid metabolic process; catecholamine metabolic process.